Molecule: messenger RNA, 1063 nt
Organism: Ictalurus furcatus (blue catfish)
Lineage: Eukaryota; Metazoa; Chordata; Actinopteri; Siluriformes; Ictaluridae
Gene: shisal1a
Product: shisa like 1a
Exons: 4
Coding region: 191-778 (195 amino acids)
Source: RefSeq, a predicted model, not a curated record
CUGCACGAGGCUGCAGACUGAUUCUCCAAAGAAAAAAAACAAACAACCAAGAGGAACACGGGCUCCAGCAUUAUUCAGUCAUGGUUUGCAGCAUGGCAAGUGUAAGCAGACGAAAGAAAGCAGUACGUGUGUGUUAGGUCACACCCCCUUCUCUCUCCUGCGCACUUCUUUUCUUCAUGAGGACAGAGAGAUGAUCAUGCGAGGCCACUGGUCCUCCAACACCCUGGCCAUCAUCUUCCUCCUGCUCUCCACUGCAGCUCUUUCAGCACACUUCCGAGUUUGCGAGCCCUACUCUGACCACAAAGGGCGAUAUCACUUCGGCUUCCACUGCCCUCGCCUCUCUGACAACAAGACGUAUAUGUUCUGCUGUCACCACAACAACACAGCUUUCAAGUACUGCUGCAACGAGACCGAGUUCCAGGGCAUCAUGCAGCUCAACCUCACCACCGCCUCUGACGGUUUCGCUCACAAUAAUUACACCGCUCUCGUUGGUGUGUGGGUUUACGGUUUCUUCGUCAUGGUUCUGCUGGCGUUGGACUUCUUAUACUAUUCAGCCAUGAACUAUGAGGUCUGUCGUGUCUAUCUGGAGAAGUGGGGACUGGGCGGUCGAUGGCUGAAACAGGCCAGGAACCAGUGGCACAGUGCCGCCAUAGCGCAGGAGGGAGAGCCGAACUCAGGGACGAGUCUGAGCCACGGCCCUCACCAACAAUAUCAUCCCAGACAGAGUUUAAGAGGAGAGGUGGAGAGUCCUACCCUACAGACCUCCACAGCAUGGUGAGUCUGCUUAACCCACUCUCAGGUAGAAUUCAUAGCAAGUUGGGACCAUUUUGUAGGGUUACAUAUUAUUUCAUAUAAAACUAUAUAAACUUGUGUGUCAUCUUAAGCAUAACCAUAAAAUCCAAAUUUUUCUAAUGGAUUCAUAUUGUGUCCAUUUCAACAAUAUUUAUAGAAAUAUAAUUAUAAAAACAAUUAUAUUUUUCAUAUUAAUAGCCAGUUUAAUGUUGCCAACUUAAGUCUUUUAAGUCUUUAAAUCCCCAUGCUCACAAGGCAGUUCAUUUUUUUA